Gopherus evgoodei (Goodes thornscrub tortoise) is the source of this 8551-nucleotide messenger RNA. RefSeq names its product pleckstrin homology and RhoGEF domain containing G2 (gene PLEKHG2). The coding region runs from base 10 to 6015 and encodes 2001 amino acids. Gene Ontology annotation, molecular function: guanyl-nucleotide exchange factor activity. The transcript is spliced from 18 exons. The record is from RefSeq and is a predicted model, not a curated record. Lineage: Eukaryota; Metazoa; Chordata; Testudines; Testudinidae.
CACAGCACCAUGCCUGAGGGAGCCCGUCGGGGCAGCAAGAAGAAAGCAGGCAAUCAAGUGGCCGCCAGACCAUCCUCCGUGUCCUCGCUGAGCGGGAUCGCCGGCGGCAUGGCCGCCGCCACCAUCUCGGGCAGCUGCACCUCGGUCAACACGGUGUGCUCGGACGGCGAGCGGCCCGUCAGCCUCAGCUCCUCCGCCUCCUCCGCCUCCCUGCCCGACAGCCAGAGCGCCUUCGGCAGCAGCGGGGCCUUGGGCGGGGGCUGCCCCGCCGGCUACCCACCCGACGCCCAGCAGAACGGCAGCGACAUCAGCCUCGAUCUCACCCCGGUGGCGCUGCUGGAGGGGCCGGCCGAGGGGCCCCCGGGGGGUGCCAAGCAUGGCAGCGGCGGCAGUGCCUGGUCCCCCGGGCAUGCCAGAGCCAGGGAACGCCGGGUCAAGCUGUCCCAACUGGACCGGGUGGUGCUGGAGAUUGUGGAGACGGAGCAGGCUUACGUCCGGGACCUGAGAAGCAUUGUGGAGGAUUAUCUUGGCUGUAUCAUAGACAAUGGACACCUGCCCCUCAAACCUGAGCAAGUGAGCACUUUGUUCUGCAACAUCGAAGACAUCUAUGAAUUCAACAGUGAGCUCCUGGAAGAGCUGGAGAGCAGCAGCAGUGCCCACGCCAUCGCUGAGUGCUUCGUGCAACGGAGCGAGGAAUUUGACAUCUACACCUUGUACUGCAUGAACUACCCCAACUCUGUGUCUGUGCUACGGGAGUGCAUGGAGAACCAGGUGCUGGCGGGGUUUUUCCGGGAGCGCCAGGCCACGCUGUGCCACUCCCUGCCCCUGGAGACCUACCUGCUGAAACCCGUCCAGAGGAUCCUCAAAUACCAUCUCCUGCUGCAGGAGCUGGCCCGGCACUGUGAGCGGAGCAGCGCGGGCUACGAGGCGGUGGAGGAAGCCACCAUCACCAUGACGGCUGUGGCCUGGUACAUCAACGACAUGAAGCGCAAGCAGGAGCACGCCGCCCGGCUGCAGGAGCUGCAGGGGCUGCUGGUGGGCUGGAUGGGGCCGGAGCUGGAGGCCUUCGGGGAGCUGGUGCUGGAGGGGCAGUUCCGGGUGCAGCGGGUGCGGCGGGAACGCGCCUUCUUCCUCUUCAGCAAGAUGCUGCUGGUCGCCAAGCGCCGCGGGCCGGCCUUCGUCUACAAGAGCCACAUCUUCUGCUGUAACCUGGCCCUGUCGGAGAGCCUCAAGGACCCCCUGAGCUUCAAGAUCUCGGACCUCACCAUCCCCAAGCAGCAGCACGUGGUGCAGGCCAGGAACCAGGAAGAGAAGCGGCUGUGGAUCCAUUACCUGAAGCGCCUGAUCGUCGAGAACCACCCAGCGUCUAUCCCACAGAAGGCCAAGCAAGUGCUGCUGGAGAACAGCUUCCAAAGCUCCCCGGAGAUCCGCUGCAGCCCAGAGCCCCUGAAGACGCCGGCCCCCUCUCCAAGGAUGGAGGAUGCCUGGGGCUUUCCCCGCGGCAGGCGGCAGUCAGAGCCGCCCAAAUUCAUGUGCAGCCCGGAGAGAGCCCGCAAAAGCUGCCCCGUCGUCCAGCCGGACGGCCCCACUCAGUACCGCCGGGGGCGCAGGCAGUCCGAGCCGACCACUGAGCUGAGCCAGAUGGGGCAGGAGCAGAACGGUCGCUGUCGGGGGCUCCCAGCCACCCCCAAAUUGAAGCACGCGGGCAGCGAGGGGGAGCUGUUCCCCGCCCCGCCGCCCCUAGCACUCUCAGGCAGUGUCUGCACCCUGGACUCCAGCGUGGCCGAGGAGUCGGACCCCGGCGAGGAUGCCGAGUCACCCCCGUUCUGCCUGGCCGAGGAGCCUCUGUCCAUCACCGAGGAGAUCCUGGAGCUGCUCAGCCAGAGGGGGCUGAGUGGGGACCUAGGGACAGAAGAGACGCCAUGGGGACAAGGGGAGCAAUGCCCUGGGAGCCCCACUCCACAGCUGGAGCAGGAUCCGCCUCUGAGCCGAGCCGUGCUGGAAGAACGAGCCGAGGGAAGCGAGUUUCAGGAGGCAGAUGCCACAGGGGGAGACGAGCCCUGCUGUGGCAGCCUCGGCUUGACGCAACCCCUCCCGCCGCGCCAUCCCCCCCAGAGCGAAUUGGAGGAGGAGCAAAAGGAGGAGCGGGGCCCUUCCCCACUUUGUGUCCUAGAAGACCUGGGUGCAGAGGAGGCCGCCGGGAAGCAAGAGGUCCUGGCAGGGGAUAACAACCUGCGUGCAGGGCAGGAAGCGUCCAGCGGGGAGCUUGGCUCCACUGAUGGGGCCUGCCCCCCAUACGGGGAUGGGUCAGCGCGGGACUCGCCGCUGACCCGAGACGACCGGCUGCUGAUCGAGAAGAUCAAGUGCUACUACGAGGCGGGCGAGGCUGCCCCAGACGCCCCCGCUCGGGAGGGUGCCCUCUCCGCCCCCACCGGGGUGGUGCGGGACUCUGUGCUCCACCUCAACCGUCUCCCCCAGCAGGAGGGGGCCAUGGACUGCGAGCGGGGCAGGGCUUCUUGGGCCAAGGCCCACCCUGCCCGCCAGGAGAAUGCUAGGAGGAGAUGGGGCCAGUUUCUUGACCAGAACACCACACCUCAUGACGCCAACCAAGAGGAUUCUGGGAAGGGUGAGGGCCCAGCCUUCGAUCAAGACACUCAAUUUGGGGCCAACCAAGAGGCCCAAGAGGAUGCUGGGAAGGGACAGGGCCAGCCAAUCAACCCAGACAUCCAUGGCACCAACCAAGAGGAUGCUGGGAAGGGGCGGGGCCAGCUCAUUGACCAAGGCACCAAAGCUGACGCCAACCAAGAGGAUGCUGGGAAGGGGCGGGGCCAGCUCAUUGACCAAGGCACCAAAGCUGACGCCAACCAAGAGGAUGCUGGGAAGGGGCGGGGCCAGCUCAUUGACCAAGGCACCAAAGCUGACGCCAACCAAGAGGAUGCUGGGAAGGGGCAGGGCCAGCUCAUUGACCAAGGCACCGAAGCUGAUGCCAACCAAGAGGAUGCUGGGAAGGGGCGGGGCCAGCCUGCCAGCCAUGUUGCCCCGCCCCCUGCCAGCCAGGAUCCCGAGUACAAGUCGUGCGCGGAGAUCCGGCGGGCGUGGCGGGAGAAAGAGCGGGGGGCGGCGGACGCCCUGGGAGCGCGCACCCCCCGCAUGAAGCUGGGCAGCAAAGGGCCGGCAGCCACCCGUGAGCCCCCACCGUUCCUGGAGCCCCUGUGGAUUGUGGAGGAAUCGGAUCUGGCUGCCCCACCCCGGCUGCCCCGUGGCGACGGGGUCCCUCGGGCCGAUGGUGUCCCGCCCGCCGGCUACGCCCCCCUGCCAGGGCUGUACGAGGACACUGCCCCUUGCCUGCUGGAGAACUCAGAGCGGAUCCUCAGCAAGGUCCAGGCCCUGGCGCGGAUGUACAGCGAGAAGAUCAGCCGGGCCAAGAUGGCCCGGAAGCCGCAGGAUGGGCCGCGCCGCCUGGCACCCAGCAGGAUGGGCACCCUGGAAAGCCUGCGGGAGGAGAUGCCAGGGCCCUGCCUCCCUCGCUGCGAACCCCAGCUUUACGGCCAUGUGCUCAUCCGUGAGCCCCCCCUGCACGUGAACUGCGUCCAGGAGAACGUGCUGCUGGUGGCCGCCGCCCGAGGGAAUGCCCUGGAUCUGCGCAGUGACAGGCCUGCACCUCUUCUGGCUUCCCUGUGUUUGGGUUCGCCCCUGGCAGAGGAGCCGGGAGCCGCCCGGCAGGAGCUUCCCCCCCCGGCAGCUGUUCCACCUCCCCCUUCGCUGGUGGAACCGCCCCCGAAGCUCAGCGGGGACCCCCCGAGCCCAGGCGAUCCGGUUGGGGAAGGCCCUGGCUCUCCCCCGCCAGCUCCCGAUGCUACCAGUGGAACUGGCAUGACACCCGAAGCCGGGGACUUUGAGGAAGCCAGGUGCCUGUCGGUGCCGUGCUGCCAAGCCGGGCUGCUGGCCUGCAGGCGCCGGGAUGAGCCGAGCGCCGGGGAGGUUUCCGCAGAGACAGCAGCCUCCUCUCCCUUCUGGGAAGCAGCCCCGAGCCAGCAGGCGCCGGAGGUGGCUGGGCCGGUCCCAGCGGCCUCCCCCAGGCCUGCAACAGAACGGCAGCCUGCGUGUGUCGGCACGUCCGCCGAGCCUGACCUGCUGGGGCCGGACCCCUCCAUCCCUGGCGCUGGCCCCCUGAAGCCAGCGGGGAAGCAGAGUGAGCCCAUCGCCAUCCUGCUGCCAGAGGAGCAGGCCCUGGCUUUGGGCAGGGAUUCCCAACCUGGCACCGAGGAGCCGCUCCCCCAACCAUCGCUGGGGCCUGUCCGCUGCGAGACAGGAGAGGCGUCCCUGCCUCCUGCGCCAGACCCCGUCCCGUCGGCGGCACCCUCCAGUGCUGCAGGAUCCUCGUCUCCGCUCCACAGCAAUGCCCUGCCCCUGGCAGCUCUGCCGUCCCGGGGCACCCGCCUGCCUUCCCGGGCCACGGGCGUGGCACACCCAUCCCCGGAGCUGUCCUCAGCUACAGCUGCCCAGCCCAGCCGCUCCGUGGCCCGGUCAGCUCCAACUUCGCCGAGCUCCGGCCUGGAUCGCAGCCCCCUCCCGGCUCUGCCGCGCCUCCAGACCUCCUCCCCGGCACACCGGCGCCUCUCCUCCAGCGCCGCGGCCAUCUCCAGGUACAUCGCCGCCUCCUGCAUCAGCCAGAGCCUGGCCAAGAGAAAUGGUGCCUCCUCGGGGCCACCUGACACCCAGCCUCCUGCAGCAGAGACUCCGGCACCCACCAGGCCUCUGCCUGCUUGCACAGCCAUCCCGAGACCAUCCUGCCCUUUGGGACCACCUGGCACCCAGCCUCCGUUGGCAGAGACCCUGGCACCCACCAAGCCUCUGCCUCCUUGCUCAGCCAUCCCGAGACCGUCCUCCUGCCCCUUGGGAGCACCUGGCACCCAGCCUCCUGGAGCAGAGACUCCGGCACCCACCAGGCCUCUGCCUCCCUGCUCAGCCAUCCCGAGACCAUCCUCCUGCCCCUUGGGGCCACCUGGCACCCAGACUCUGUCGACAGAGACCCCAGCACCCACCAGGCCUUUGCCUCUUUGCUCAGCCGUCCCGAGACUGCCCCCUGGCCCCCUGGGCUCCAGAGUCCCAGCACCCCCAUCUGCUCCAUUCCCCAGUGAGAAGGCCAAUGCCUGGUCUCAUUGUACCAGCAAGCAGGACCCUUCCCAGCUCAGUGUCUGCCCUUCCCCCUGUGCUAGCCCUGGGUCGCCCUCUGCCCCGGGCUGUUGCCGCGAUUCCAGCUGGCUGGGGGAGCCCAUCCCCUUGGUGUCUGGCUCGGCCGUGCUGCUGGCCUUCGACCGUCUCUCAGGGAUGUGCCUGGCCCCCCGGGGUAAGCAGCCCACCCCCUUCUCCACUUCAGAGCCCAGCUCCAGGGUCCAGUCUCCAGCGCCAGCCUGCCCCCGGGUGUGCUCCCCGCCUCCCUCCAGCAAGCGCCCCGCAGUGGGAAGAGGUGGCUGCGCCCCCCUGCGGCCUUGCUCCUUCACCCCCUUACACGUCCCCACCCAGCCUUCCACCCUCCGCCUCUCCUCACCCCUGCAGCCCACCUCCCACCUCUCCGCCACGUUACCUCAGCCAGGCAGGAGGCCGAGGGGAAACCCCGAGAGCCCCCCGUUCCCUAGGGAUGGAGACAGGGCAGGGUGCUGCUCCAGGGCACCCUCUAGCAACUCAGCCAGUCCCAGCCCCGACGAACUGGAUGGCAUCAAGUGGCCGGACGUCCCCGGCUUGCGUUCCAGGUACGCUGACCGGGCAGGCAGCAUGGGGGCGCCGGGCUCACCGGAGGAGUAUUCCAAAGCAAGGGUGGACUCGGCUCGGGACACGGGACCCCAUCGGGCCAGCUACUCCACCACCGUCAAUAUCCAGAUCGGGGGCAGCGGCCGGAUCGCCUCCUUCAGCAACGCUCAGGUCAGCCUCACCCACCCGCUGCUGGCGGCGCCCGGGCAGCACAGUGCAAGGCGGAUCAACGGCAGCACCUUAGAGACCCCGCAGAAAACGUGACGGCACAGGUCGGGCGGAGGGGGUUCACAGCCACGGCUGCAGGAGCGCUCCCGGCUCUGCACGUGCCCGGGGACCAAUGGUGAUAUAUUUCUGGUGCUGGAUGGUAUGUGGGGGGGAUGAAUUGUUACUGACCCACUGGGGUUGACAGGGGUGGGGCCAGAUCCCCAGCUAGGGUAAUUUGGCCCUACUCUGUUGAAACCAGUUGAGGAUCCGGGCCCAUUGAUCCCAAUGGAAUGAGGCCCAUUGACACCAGCUGGGGAUCUGGGUCCACUGACCCUAGUGGAGCGAUGUCCAUUGACACCAGCUGGGGAUCUGAGCCCAUUGACCCCCAAUGGUAUGAAGCCCAUUGAUGCCAGCUGGGGAUCUGGGUCCAUUGACCAUAAUGGAGCAACAUCCAUUGACCCCUAAUGGAAUGAAGCCCAUUGAUACCACCUGGGGAUCUGGGUCCAUUGACCUUAACGAAGCGGCAUCCAUUGACCCCCAGUGGAAUGAAGCCCAUUGAUGCCAGCUGGGGAUCUGGUUUCCUGAGUGACUUCAGAGGCACAGUGGGGUGGAUAACGCAGCUGAACUCAAAGAGUCCAUCCGUGCAAUUAAGCAACAGUUUCCAGGCCAGGAGGGAUCAGUGGGGCCCAGUCUGUAAAAGCUGUGUGCCCCCAACUGAUUGUGGUGGUCCUGGCCAGGCACCCACAGGCCAACAGGUAAAGGGCUUUCUGCCCUGCAAGCCCCCUCAUGAUGCAGAUGGCAUUCGGUUCUGGCUCUGGGUUGUUUUAACCGCCUGACUUGUUCCUCGGCGGGUUGGGCCUGCAUCGGACCAAAGUGAGUGGGGUGGGUGUUUGUAAAGAGGAGUGGGCACUAGAGGGGACACAGAUGCACACAAAAGCUUAGCCAGCAGGGGGAAGGAGCGUGCACAGGGCAGUACAAACAUAUGCACACCUCCUUAGCCAGCACGGGGAUCUGCAUGCACACCCGCCUAGCCAGAAGGGAGCAGUGUGGACCCACAGAGAGGCAGCAGGAAUACACCCAACUAUUUUCCUGCUUUUAAGUGUGAAAACCAAAGUGUCUUCCGGGCCAAAUCCUUGCUUCAGCCAAACUCUCCUUGAGGCAGCCCAGCAGAGCGAGGGCAGCAGGCAUGGGGAAAGCCAUUGUCCUGGUGCAGAGCCGCCAGCCCCGCCUCAUCUGUCCCUAUUAAGUUGUAUGGAGCCCGGCUCAGAUCGCUUGACCCAGGGGUCACUUUCAGUCUUUGGACUCUGGCUCAUUGAGAUGCUGAGCUGUGUCAGCCACACCAUCCCUAUUGUGCCUUCGCUCUGGUGUUUGGGCCUCCCCCGGCAGAAACCCAGCUCCACACGAGUCCCUCUUAAACCUGCGCGAGCUGUUGGCCGGGGGUUGUAUUCCCAGUUCUGCUACAAACUUCUAGUGUGUGAUUGUGGUCUAGCCACUUAAUCUGCCCUGUGCCUCAUUUUCCCCCAUGGGGAUUGUGGACUCUUUGGGGCAGGGUGCAUAGCUUGCUCUGGGCACAGCAUACAUCUCAAUUUUCCCAGGUGCUUCUGUAAUUAAUCUAACAUAAACUGAAACUACAGCUCUGGUGAGCUGAAGCUGGUGCUGUUCAGUCUCCGUGCCCUCAAAUGUGUAGGAAGUGGACGUUACUUUCUCUGCAAGGGAACCACAGAUGGGCCCUCAACACUUGCUUAAGGGUUGGCCUCAGAGUGUGCUGGAAAUGGCAAGGCAGCCAUGUCCGUCUCUUUCUGAGGCCUAAACGCACCUUAAAUUCAGAAAAUUUGCCCAUAAAAAUUGCAGUGGGACAGUUGGGUAGAACUGUUUUUUUUUAAAGUAUUUGUAUCAGAUCAACAUGGAAAUCACUGGCUCAGUAUCCAUUUAAACCAGCUGGGAAUCUGGCCCCACUGUGUCCAGUGUAAGAUGCCCCAUUUAAAUUAGGUGGAUCUCCAGCUCUUAAUCUCUACAGAGUGGCAACUGGUCCAAAUUACUCCAGAAUGAUUUUUCCCCCCUCUGUGCCCAUAAAACCUGUAACUCAAAACCACCCCUCAGUUUCUUCCCAGCUUUCCCUGGAGCUGAGUUGCCGUGAGAUUUUAGUCGAUCUCUCUGACCAAUUCAAGAUGCAAAAUAAGUUUGUUUAAAUAUUGCACUUCUAUAGUAAAAUCCCUCCAGACAUAGCAAUCCUGGGUUGUGAUUUGGAUGAAACGUCUUGGAAUGUUUGAAUCCCUGCUCGUUUUCCUUGAAAUUAACAAGGGGAAAUUGUGUGUGUGUGUGUGUCCUUUCCCUAAAAGAGGAAAUCAGGAACGGUGGCAAUAAAAUGCGAACAGUGAAAUAAAUAUUGGCUCCUUAGAAAGCGGUACAGCUAUUUCUGGCUUUUUGCAAUGAGUUUUUCUGCUUCAUUUCUAAAGCUGGGUUGCACAAGGAGAUUUUAAAUUGGAGCAGCAGGUAGUUAAAGAGACUCCAGUAUUUAAUAUUGAGCCUUCCAGUUGGAACCAUUGAGGCCUGGUCCACACUACAGCGCUAAAUCGAUUUAAACAGCGUUAAA